AUGCUGGACGUAGCGAUUGGUUCUCGGGCGAGAAUUCGUGAGCGAGAAGAUCUGAAUCUGCAACACCUGCGCGACAAUGGACGGCCAGGGAUGGACGGCCAAGGAUGGACGGCCAGGGAUGGGGACGGCCAGGGAUGGACGGCCAGGGAUGAAUUGGGAGGAAGGAAGGAGGGAGUCGACGGGGAUAGGGGAGGGAGGGGAGAGGGGAUAACUAAGAGAAAAAUUACUGCUCUCUCUUGUCCCAUUCCUCAGGAUCCCUCUUCCGUCGUCUCUACGUCGCCUGUCCCCACUUCCCCCGUCCUUAAUCUCCCCAUCCCUACUAUACCCGUCCCUACUAUCCCCCUCCCUAAUAUCCCCGACCCUACUAUCCCCGUCCCUACUAUCCCCGUCCCUACUCUCCCCGUCCCUAUUACCAUAUCCUCGUCCCUCUUCUCUUCUCCCCGUCCCUACUCUCCCCGUCCCUAUUCCCUCCGGGCCUACUCUCCCCGUCCCUACUCUCCCCGUCCCUACUCUCCCCGUCCCUACUCUCCCCGUCUCUACUCUACUCUCCCUGUCCCCACUCUUCCCGUCCCCACUCUCCCCGCCCCCACUCUCCCCGCCCCCACUCUCCCCGUCCCUACUCUCCCCAUCCCUACUCUUUCGUCCCUCCUCUUCCCGUCCCUCCUCUCUCCGUCCCUACACUCGCCGUCCCUACUCUCCCCGCCCCUACUCUCCCUGUCCCUACUCUCCCCGUCCCUACUCUCCCCGUCCCUACUCUCCCCGUCCCUACUCUCCCCGUCCCUACUCUCCUCGACCCUACUCUCCCCGUCCCUACUCUCCCCGUCCCUACUCUCCCCGUCCCUACUCUCCCCGUCCCUACUCUCCGCGACCCUACUCUCCCCGACCCUACUCUCCCCGUCCUUCCUCUCCCGUCCUUCCUCUCCCCGACCCUACUCCCCCCGUCCCUACUCUCCCCGCCCCCACUCUCCCCGUCCCUCCUCUCUCUGUCCCUACACUCGCCGUCCCUACUCUCCCCGCCCCUACUCUCCCUGUCCCUACUCUCCCCGUCCCUACUCUCCCCGUCCCUACUCUCCCCGUCUCUACUCUACUCUCCCUGUCCCCGCUCUCCCCGUCCCCACUCUCCCCGCCCCCACUCUCCCCGCCCCCACUCUCCCCGUCCCUACUCUCCCCGUCCCUACUCUUUCGUCCCUCCUCUUCCCGUCCCUCCUCUCCGUCCCUACACUCGCCGUCCCUACUCUCCCCGCCCCUACUCUCCCCAUCCCUACUCUCCCCGUCCCUACUCUCCCCGUCCCUACUCUCCCCGACCCUACUCUCCCCGACCCUACUCUCCCCGUCCUUCCUCUCCCGUCCUUCCUCUCUCCGACCCUACUCCCCCCGUCCCUACUCUCCCCGCCCCCACUCUCCCCGUCCCUCCUCUCUCUGUCCCUACACUCGCCGUCCCUACUCUCCCCGCCCCUACUCUCCCUGUCCCUACUCUCCCCGUCCCUACUCUCCCCGUCCCUACUCUCCCCGUCUCUACUCUACUCUCCCUGUCCCCACUCUCCCCGUCCCCACUCUCCCCGCCCCCACUCUCCCCGCCCACACUCUCCCCGUCCCUACUCUCCCCGUCCCUACUCUUUCGUCCCUCCUCUUCCCGUCCCUCCUCUCCGUCCCUACACUCGCCGUCCCUACUCUCCCCGCCCCUACUCUCCCUGUCCCUACUCUCCCCGUCCCUACUCUCCCUGUCCCCACUCUCCCCGUCCCCACUCUCCCCGCCCCCACUCUCCCCGCCCCCACUCUCCCCGUCCCUACUCUCCCCGUCCCUACUCUUUCGUCCCUCCUCUUCCCGUCCCUCCUCUCCGUCCCUACACUCGCCGUCCCUACUCUCCCCGCCCCUACUCUCCCUGUCCCUACUCUCCCCGUCCCUACUCUCCCCGUCCCUACUCUCCCCGUCCCUACUCUCCCCGUCUCUACUCUACUCUCCCUGUCCCCACUCUCCCCGUCCCCACUCUCCCCGCCCCCACUCUCCCCGCCCCCACUCUCCCCGUCCCUACUCUCCCCGUCCCUACUCUUUCGUCCCUCCUCUUCCCGUCCCUCCUCUCCGUCCCUACACUCGCCGUCCCUACUCUCCCCGCCCCUACUCUCCCUGUCCCUACUCUCCCCGUCCCUACUCUCCCUGUCCCCACUCUCCCCGUCCCCACUCUCCCCGCCCCCACUCUCCCCGCCCCCACUCUCCCCGUCCCUACUCUCCCCGUCCCUACUCUUUCGUCCCUCCUCUUCCCGUCCCUCCUCUCCGUCCCUACACUCGCCGUCCCUACUCUCCCCGCCCCUACUCUCCCUGUCCCUACUCUCCCCGUCCCUACUCUCCCCGUCCCUACUCUCCCCGUCCCUACUCUCCCCGUCCCUACUCUCCCCGACCCUACUCUCCCCGUCCUUCCUCUCCCGUCCUUCCUCUCCCCGACCCUACUCCCCCCGACCCUACUCUCCCCGUCCCUACUCUCCCCGUCCCUACUCUCCCCGUCUCUACUCUACUCUCCCUGUCCCCACUCUCCCCGUCCCUACUCUCCCCGUCCCUACUCUUUCGUCCCUCCUCUUCCCGUCCCUCCUCUCUCCGUCCCUACACUCGCCGUCCCUACUCUCCCCGCCCCUACUCUCCCUGUCCCUACUCUCCCCGUCCCUACUCUCCCCGUCCCUACUCUCCCCGUCCCUACUCUCCUCGACCCUACUCUCCCCGUCCCUACUCUCCCCGUCCCUACUCUCCCCGUCCCUACUCUCCCCGACCCUACUCUCCCUGUCCUUCCUCUCCCGUCCUUCCUCUCCCCGACCCUACUCCCCCCGUCCCUACUCUUCCCGCCCCCACUCUCCCCGUCCCUCCUCUCUCCGUCCCUACACUCGCCGUCCCUACUCUCCCCGCCCCUACUCUCCCUGUCCCUACUCUCCCCGUCCCUACUCUCCCCGUCCCUACUCUCCCCGUCCCUACUCUCCCUGUCCCUACUCUCCCCGACCCUACUCUCCCCGACCCUACUCCCCCCGCCUACUCUCCCCGUCCCUACUCUCCCCGUCCCUACUCUCCCCGUCCCUACUUUCCCAUCUCCUUCACAGGUACAGGUGCGCACGAUUGGUGGGAAUGGCGGGCAGCGGCGCGACGAUACGCGCGCUUGGCGGACGGUGCUGGUGCGAACGGCGAUAUUCACUUCACACCCCUACUGCCACGCUCUCGCGACUCCCACGGACGGAUGCGAGGUGACUCAGACUGGCGCACUCGCUGUGCGAAGGCGCGUUCGGCGGACGGUGCUGGUGCAAAUGGCGAGCUGCGCAGCACUACUGGCGGCCCGCGCGAGCGUGUCAUGGCGGGCAGACGACAAGCGGCGCGACGAUACGCGAAGUGGCGAAGCAGGCAGGAGUGGUUGGUAG
Messenger RNA from Closterium sp. Naga37s-1, 3393 nucleotides. NCBI's taxonomy places the organism in Eukaryota, Viridiplantae, Streptophyta, Zygnematophyceae, Desmidiales, Closteriaceae. The record is from the annotation of a GenBank genome assembly.